Messenger RNA from Eutrema salsugineum, 792 nucleotides. RefSeq names its product MATH domain and coiled-coil domain-containing protein At3g58260. The record is from RefSeq and is a predicted model, not a curated record. Lineage: Eukaryota; Viridiplantae; Streptophyta; Magnoliopsida; Brassicales; Brassicaceae. Gene Ontology annotation, molecular function: protein binding.
AUGGGUAUCAAGCGUCUUGUGGUCUAUCCCAAGGGAAUUGAGAAGGCUAAUUAUUUGGCUCUGUUUUUAAGCGUAGCUGAUUCUGAAACUUUGCCUUCUGGAUGGAGAAGAAACACCAAAUUUCGACUAAUUGUUGUAUAUCCAUUAGAGGAAUUCUCCCAAGUGAAAGGAGGACAAGCUUAUUGGUUUGAUCAAAAGAACCCCACUUUGGGUUAUAGAGAUGUGCUUCCGCUUACAAAACUUCUUGACAUAAAUGGUGGGUUUCUAGUGAAUGGAGAAGUCAAGAUUGCUGCUGAAGUUGAUUUUCUCGAAGUUAUUGGCAAAUCAGAUAUGUUAGAGGAAACUUCAUUGGUAAUGGAUGUCAAAGGGUUUCAAGUUCUUCCUUCACAGGUAAAUGCUAUGAACCGUUUGUUUGAAAGACACCCAGACAUUGCAUCAAAGUUCCAUAUAAAGAACCAAGAACUUAAGACAGCAUACAUGAAUGUCCUAACUAAGUCUCUGCGCCGGUGGCCUAAGAAAAUCUUCAAAGAUGAUCUGUCUGAUGCAGAAGCUACUCUUGCAAACAUGACAAACGUAGGGUUUAAGCUGGAUUGGUUGGAGAAGAAGCUUGAUCAAGUUAAAGAAAGUAAGGAGAAAGAGGAAGCUGGUGAGAUUCAGAUGCAAAAGAUUGAGGAAGACUUGAAGGAUUUGAAGCAUAAGUGCUCAGAACUUGAAGCUCAGCUGGAGAAGGAGAAAGCAGAGCUUUUGGCCUCCAGAGCUACACUCUCCUUGUCUGAUGACGAUGUUAUCUAA